Rosa chinensis is the source of this 907-nucleotide messenger RNA. Its product is annotated as short-chain dehydrogenase reductase ATA1. The record is from RefSeq and is a predicted model, not a curated record. The transcript has 2 exons. Lineage: Eukaryota; Viridiplantae; Streptophyta; Magnoliopsida; Rosales; Rosaceae. The coding region runs from base 32 to 907 and encodes 291 amino acids.
GCUGCUGGACAUUUAAAGGGAACUAACUAAUAUGGAGCCGAAAAUUCUACUGCGUGAACCGGAUGAAGAAGCACGCAUACUGCCUUCGAAGAAGAAGUUGGUGAACAAAGUCGCAGUUAUAACUGGGGGUGCAAGAGGGAUUGGAGCUGCUGCGGCCAAGCUAUUUGCCCGAAACGGCGCUCACGUUGUGAUUGCCGACAUACUUGACGAUUUGGGAGCUGCACUGGCCGACUCUAUUGGGGGACGGUACAUACACUGUGAUGUGUCCAAGGAAUCUGAUGUUGAAUCAGCUAUUGAGCUUGCACUCGGAAGGACAGGCCAGCUUGACAUCAUGUUCAACAAUGCUGGUAUUUCUGGCCCGUCGGGGAGUAUAACCAGCCUUGACAUGGGAAAGGUGCAGCAACUGCUCUCGGUAAACACUUUUGGCUGUUUACAUGGGAUUAAGUAUGCAGCAGCAGCUAUGAUCAAAACCAGAACAGGUGGGAGCAUCAUCUGCACAUCGAGCACUGCAGCUAGCAUGGGAGGCCUUGGUGGACAUGCCUACACAUUGUCAAAGGAAUCCAUCAAUGGACUGGUGAGAAGCGCCGCAUGUGAGUUGGGAGUCCAUGGCAUUCGUGUGAACAGUAUUUCUCCACACGGGGUUCCUUCAGAGAUGCUGGUCGCUGCCUACAGAGAGAUUCUUGGGAAAGAGGAUAUGCAGGCCGAAGAUGUAAGCAAGAUUGUGGCAGAAAGGGCGAGCUUGUUGCGUGGCAGAUGUGGAACCGUGGAAGAUGUCGCAGAAGCUGCAUUAUUCCUUGCCAGUGAAGACUCAGGGUUCAUAACAGCCCAUAAUCUUGUCCUUGAUGGGGGUUAUACUUCUGCUGUCAGUACCAUGAGCUUCAUUUAUCAAUUUACCAAUAGACAAUAG